Messenger RNA from Sebastes umbrosus (honeycomb rockfish), 3039 nucleotides. RefSeq names its product bone morphogenetic protein 8a (gene bmp8a). NCBI's taxonomy places the organism in Eukaryota, Metazoa, Chordata, Actinopteri, Perciformes, Sebastidae. The record is from RefSeq and is a predicted model, not a curated record. Gene Ontology annotation, cellular component: extracellular region. Gene Ontology annotation, molecular function: growth factor activity; cytokine activity. Gene Ontology annotation, biological process: SMAD protein signal transduction.
ACUCCUCAUGGUUCUGAAACAGCAUGCUCUCUGAGCUUCAUACGCAGGAUACACUCUCACUGCUGCACAGCUCUGCUUUUUACAUGCUUCCUGGAAGUGUACACAUGAGCUGCCCCACAUUUGAAGGCACCUCUCGUCUCUCCCAAGGAUUACAAUCAGGAAACAAUUUCCUGGAGUUAUCGUUUUUAUAAAUUGGAUUAAGAGAGACAUCUGGAACCCCAGAGAUGUGUGGGUGGGGAGCGGUCUUGAAUGGAUGAUGAAGUACUCAAGGAUGACUGGAUAAAAGCUUCCAGCAGUUGGUUGCUGCUCCACAGCAUCAUGACUCUCAGGAGGUAUCUGUUUGAAACAUUGACACACUGCAGGUGUGAACUUCCAUCUCUCGUGAGGCCAUGGAGGAUUGGGAGCAAAGCUGAUGACACAGCUCUCAGAUUCAUUCCAAUCUCUGGGGCAUUGCUUUCCAUCCUCCAAUUUACAACCUUCAAAGCGUAGGCCGAUCUUCCACAGGGGGCUAGUUUGUCUGUACUUCAAACAUAUUGAAAAGGCUGGUAAUUAUGCCUCACUCUCAUUAUCUCUGUUUCUUCUGCUGCACGACUGAGAGGUGAGGGAGAAGUGAUCAGAGGGUGAGGAGUUUCUUUUUUUUCUUCAAGAUUAGAGAAGGUAGAAGAGGAGAGAGGAAGGCAAAAGGUGGGGGAAGGAGAGAUAAACAGAGGCAGUUUUAAGGCGGUAAACACGUCCCAUCCACAGUCAGCUCUCCUCUAAACACAUCAGGCAUAAAGCAGCAUCCGUCUGAGACAGAAGGACAAACUGGAGCGAGUAGAAAACACUGUGGUUUUGUCAGUCUGGAAACCACUGGAGGGAAGAUAACGGAAUAAAGUCAAGAAGAAGCAGAUUAUUUGCGAGAUUACAAAUCUUGAUUUGAGAAGAAAACCAGAGCAAACCACAGCCAUGGACUCAGACGUCUCCCACAGCUUCUCUUGUCUUUGCAGCAAGAUGAAACAGCAGCACAUGAGCUAAAGCCGCCGCAGCAGCAGCAGCAGCAAACCCCACCGGCCUGUCCUCCACCACAGGACCCUGCUCCUGCUGCCCCUGCUGCUCCUGCUCUGUCUCUCUCUGUGGAGCCAGCAGGCCGAGGCCCUGGUCCACUCCAGCUUCAGGCGGCUCAGCGGUCGCGAGAAGAAGGAGAUGCAGAAGGAGAUUCUGUCCAUCCUGGGUCUGCCGGGGAGACCCAGACCCCACCCGCUACGACCGCCCUCCUCCGCACCGCUCAUGCUGGACCUGUACCACGCCAUGUGUGACGGGGAGGAUGAAGGGAAUGCAAUAAUUGUAACCGGACCCGGAAUGGGGAACGUUUGGAGGGGCAGAAAGGUUGGCUCAGGUCAGCACGCGGUCCUGCCGACCCUCAGCACAUACACGCCGCCGCUGGGCACGGUGGUCAGCGAGGCCGACACGGUGAUGAGCUUCGUCAACCUGGUGGAGCAGGAGCGUGACCUCUUGCAGCCUCGUCCAUACUGGAAGGAGUUUCGUUUUGAUCUGACGCCCCUCCCUCAGGGUGAGACGGUGACGGCAGCAGAAUUUCGUAUCUAUAAGACCCUGACGAUGGGCCAGAGGGCCAACCGAACACUGCACAUCUCCGUCUACGAGAUCCAGCGAGAGAGCAGACACAGAGAACCAGAGCUGGUGCUGCUGGACAUGCAGUCGGUGCCUGCAGGACAGGAGGGCUGGCUGGCCUUCGACGUCACCACGGCCUCCAACCACUGGCUCCUCCACCCCCGCAGCAACCUGGGCAUACGUCUCUAUGUGGAGACAGAGGAGGACCGCUCCCUGUCUGCAGGCUGGAUUGGAUUGGUAGGACGCAGGGGCCCUCGCUCCAAACAGCCCUUCAUGGUGACCUUCUUCAGGGAGAGUCAGGUGCCGUGUCGGCCGCCACGAGCUGUCAAGCCACAUCCCCGGAAGAAGAAACCCAAAUACGACCUCCCAGUCCCCAGCAUCCAUAAUCGGAGUCCUGCAAACAGUGGAGGUCAGCCCUGUAAAAAACAUGAACUCUACGUUAGCUUCAGUGACCUGGGAUGGAAGGACUGGGUUUUGGCCCCCACUGGAUAUUCAGCUUACUACUGUGAUGGAGAGUGUUUUUAUCCUCUGGGCUCCUGCAUGAACGCCACUAACCACGCCCUCAUCCAGCAAGUGGUCCACCUCCUGAAGCCUGACGAGGUUCCAAAGGCAUGUUGCGCCCCCACCAAGCUCAGCCCCAUCUCAGUCCUCUUCUACGACGACAACAACAACGUCAUCCUCAAAAAGCACCGUAACAUGGUGGUUAAGACCUGUGGGUGUCUAUGAGAGACAAACAAACAAACCAAAAUGUACAUGGAUGAUGUUUUUCCCCCCCAGACAUGAACUCUGAAUGAGAAAGGCACCAGAACUGUAAUUUAACAGGUUUGUGAUUAUGUAUUUGAGUUCUGAUUUAGGAUCAGUGACUGAAUCAAUUUUCUUAAUCAAAUUCAAAGUUCACUGAUUCAAAAUCAGCACUUUUGCUUUAAUAUUUUUUGAAUUGAUUGAUCAUGAAAAUAAUUAGUUGCAGCCCUGUUGUGGAUACACAGUACUCUACAUCAGCCUACACCACAGCUGUAUAGUACACGGUCAUGUAAUUAAUAAUCACAUCUUUCAUCUUGUCAUGUACACAGAAUGAGCUGAGAAGACCAGGCACAUUAAAUACAAUGUUCAAUUUAUUGAAAAGGGUAAAAAAAAAAAAAAAAUACAUUGAGGAAAUUUAGUGACGUAUUUGCCCGUUAGUAAGUAUAUGAAGAACCAAAAAGAACCGGGAUUAAUCAUGUCUUUAACUGUCAAUCAUUUACGGUUUCUUCAAACAAACAAACAAACAAACAAACAACCAAACUGCCAACAGUUGAAAGCAUAAAUGAGCACAGAGCAAAUCUUGUCCUGGUUUAACUGAAGUGGGACAAAGAUGGUGUUAUUGCCAAGAUUAUGUUUUGAAACAUGCCCAAGGAGGACCACAUUAAAAAUGAGCAGAAGCAGAAGAAUUUG